Paramecium sonneborni is the source of this 1023-nucleotide messenger RNA. Lineage: Eukaryota; Ciliophora; Oligohymenophorea; Peniculida; Parameciidae. The record is from the annotation of a GenBank genome assembly.
AUGUAUAAAUUAAAUGCGAUACAAGGACAUUCAUUUUUAAAUUUUUAGGCUCCCUUAAACUACUUUUAAAAAAAGAAACUCUUCUAACUGGCAAAUGAAAUAAAACCAAGAAAGAAAGAUUCUCUUGGGAGAGUAGUAAUAUCGUAGUCUCUUUCAAAAAGUUUUUGGUUUAGAGAUUACAAUUCAGGGAGAUCAAUAAAUAAAAGAUUGAAAGAGGAUCGUCCCAAUAAUCAUAGAAUACAGAAUCCAAUUUAUUUUAAGAGGAGAGAUAUUCAAGAAUAUUUACAAAACUACACAGCAAGAGCUUACACAUAAAAUCCAUCGAGAAAAUGGAGAAAAUAUCGUAAUUUGAUGUUAGAUCACAAUACUCAUAUAUAGAUGUCAAGAGAGUAAAUAAAAUAAAAAUUUUAAGAGACUCUAAAUUUAUUGAUUCCUAAUAAAUAAUUUUCACCUCCAAAGAGUAAACGUGGCUCUUUCAUGAAUUAGUUAUAAUAACAAUUAUUGUUAGAUCUUCGAACAAGUUAACAAUCAAAAAUUAAUCGUUUAAGUAGGUAAGCAUCAAAUAGAAAAGAUGAAAGUAUGAAAUCAUUCGAUAGACAUUUUUAAGAUAUUAAUUGUGGAUAAAGUAAUUUUAAUAAUUCCUAUGUUCAAGAGAAACUUAUAUCAUCUAAUUAGAUCACUCCUAGGAAUAGAUUCUUAAAAGAUUGUUUUAGAUUAUAUGGAAUCGAUUCAUAAAUUCAAGCACCAAAAAAUAAAUUAAUUUUUACAGAUUCUGUUCAAUUAGUUGAAUCCUUAGAAACUAGAUGUGAUAAAAAUGAAGGUAUCUAAAAUUAUCGUGAGAAAUCCAAUUCAAAGUAGAAUAAUUUAUUAAACUUAAUAAAGAAAUAAAGAUAAAAGAACAUAUAAACCAAGAUAGCAUCUCCAAAGUAUCUUAGAGUAAAUAAUUCAAAUCCUAAAGAUAACAAAAUUAUUAAUAUUUAUUUUCCAUCUCUCAAAAAAUACAAUGCAAGAGAUCUUUCUUGA